ACACACACGCCCACACGCAGACAGACAGAAUGGAGUUACAAAGGCGUGUUGAAACAUCUCUGGUUCAGUCUCCAGACAGGUGAGAUGUGUGUGUUCAGGUGUGUGUGUGUGCUGCUGUGUGUCACGGCGAGUGUGUGUCUGAACCUGCUGGAAAAACCAGUGAUGUUCAGUGGACCAGCAGGAAGUUUUUUUGGAUUCUCCAUCGACUUCCACUCCUUCAACAACACGUUCUUCGUUGUGAUUGGAGCUCCCAAAGCCAACACCAGCCAGCCCGGGGUCACAGAGGGAGGGGGCGUGUUUCUGUGCACCUGGUCACCUGAUGGAGCCUGUGACAUCAUCGAUUUUGACCUGACAGGUGAUGAGGAACACAGCCUCUCAGGUCUCAGGUUUCACUCCUUUAAGAGCGGGCAAUGGUUUGGAGCUUCUGUUCGCUCAGUCGGCAGCACAUACCUGCUGGCGUGUGCGCCACUCUUUCAUUGGAACGUCAACCAGAAAGAGGCAGAGUCAGGGAAAACACCUGUAGGAAACUGUCUCCUAUUGGACCAAAUGACCAGGAGCGCCACACCUUUCUCUCCCUGCAGAGGGGCCUUGAUGGAGGACGACUACACGCAGAGUAGCAACAGAAACGAUCAGCGCUACUGUGAGGUUGGCUUCAGCGCUGACAUCACCAAGGACGGUCGGUUGGUGCUUGGAGCUCCAGGAAGCUUCUACUUCCAGGGUCAGGUGAUCACAGUGGGUAUCAGUGACAUCAUCAACAGUGGACAGAGUGAUGAACCCAUCCAGUAUGUGGCUGGAAUCCACCAGUCAAAUGAGCAGGAAGGUUACGACCUUUACCGAGGUUACUCAGUGGCCAGUGGUUUGUUGACUGGAGACGCCACAACAGAUUAUGUGGUCGGGGUUCCAAAUGACAGGAACACGGCAGGAACAGUGAAUAUCUAUGACGGCAGGAUGGCCGGCUCUCUGAGAGUUCGCCAUACCUUCCUGGGGACUCAGGUGGCGUCCUACUUUGGUCACAGCGUCGCCGUGGCGGACAUCAACAGUGAUGGUCUGGACGACGUGCUGAUCGGAGCGCCUCUCUUCAUGGACAGAGUGAUGGGGCAGCUGCAGGAGAGAGGGCAGGUCCUUUUAUACCUGCAGAAGAAAAAGUCCUCCUUCUCCUCACAGCCUGACCAAUCACUGAUCGGUCAGUCGAUCUAUGGCCGGUUUGGCUCCGCCCUCUCCGUGCUGGGUGACCUGGACAUGGAUGGUUACCAAGAUGUUGCAGUUGGGGCUCCGUGGUCAGAUGGAGGUGGUGGCCAGGUGUUUAUUUACCUGGGCAACAGCAACGGCCUGUCGGCUACGCCCUCGCAAAUUAUUAACAGCCCAUUACUUAGCAGCAGGUCAGCGUUUGGAUUUUCUCUCAGGUCAGGUGUGGAUCUCGAUGGGAACGGAUAUCCAGAUCUGCUGGUUGGAGCGUGGGGUGCAGACCAAGUCUUUCUCUACAGGUCUCAGGCUGUGAUCCGGUCCAGAGUUUCUGUCUCACUGCUACCAGACUUCCUGAAUCCAGAUGUUAAACUGUGUCAUCACAAAAACACACCAGUUUCAUGUUUUGCUGUCCGAAUGUGCAUCUAUGUCUCUGGUCACAGAAUCCCUCAGCAGACAGCUCUAAGGGUGGAGAUACACCUGGAUACGAUGAAGCAGCCAAUGGCACGAAGAACUCUGCUGCUGUCAAACAAUCAGCCUCAGACGUCAAUGGAGCUGGUUGUAGAGAGGCAGGUGGGCUUGGUCUGUACCAAUCACACAGCAUACCUGAGGUCUGAAGAGGAAGUUCGGGAUAAACUGAGUCCGAUCUUCAUCACUGCUGAGAUCAGCCUCCUCAAUUCUACCCAGAAUGCUCUGCUGCAUGGUCAGACACACUCAACAGUCCAGAGCCGGCUGAUUCUGGACUGCGGGGAUGAUAACAUUUGCAUUCCUGACCUGAAGUUGAGCGCUAAACCUGUAUCAGACAGCGUGUUGAUCGGAGACGAUCAGUCCCUGUUGUUGUUGGUGUCGGCUACAAACGAUGGUGAGGGCGCGUAUGAGACCGAGCUGGUGGUCCAACUCCCUGAACACACACACUUCCAGAGCUGUCAGGGUGAAAACCGACUGGUGUGUGUUCAAAGGAAAGAAAACCAGACGGUUGUUGUCACCUGUGACCUCGGGAACCCAAUGAAACACAGACAGAAAGUCCAGACUGGUCUCCUCUUCAGCGUCGGCAACCUGGAGGAGGUGGACAAUCACAUCACCUUCAGCCUAAGAAUACGAAGUAAGAACUCUGUGAACUCCAGCAGUAACCAUGUGACAGUGAAGGUUCAGGUGAAGGCCGAGGCCACACUAGAGAUCAGAGGGGGAUCCGUCCCUCCAGACGUCCUCUUGCCCCAUCCGGACUGGCAGCCAGUAGGCAACCCUAUAAGUCUGGAGGAAGUUGGGCCACUGAUGGAGCACGUGUAUGAGAUUAGAAAUCAGGGUCCCAGUUCUGUCAACGCCCGACUGACCGUGGACUUCCCUUCUACCUGGCGACAUCACUUCCUGCUCUACGUCAUCUCCACCCCGUCAGAAGAAUCCUUGAGUUGUCAGACACUGAACACAUCAGACGUGAUGCCUUUAGAGCUCGUAGAUAACUCCAGUCUUACUGUAGUUUCUCAGCCCAUCCAGCAGGAGGAGACAAACUCAAUCGAACAAACAGUCCAUGUGAACUGCAGCAGCAGUGAGACGGGGUGUGUCCGGUUUGAGUGUGAUGUCGUGGAUUUGGGGCGGGGCUUUAGCGCUGUGGUAAAAAUCUCAGCUCGGCUAAAUUUGCACACACUCACACAGACCUCCUAUCUGAACUAUGACCUCGUUUCUUCUGCCUCUUAUGAUGUCAUCAGCGCACCAUCAAAGGUCCAACCACUGCUGCUUACAAGUGGACACACACAGGCUCAGCUCAGUGUAGUGUGGCGUCCUCCUGAUGGGGAGAAACCCGUUCCUAUUGGCUACAUCAUCCUGUCAAUCAUCUCUGGACUCCUCCUCCUCUUCCUCCUCUGCUUCAUCUUCUGGAAGCUGGGCUUCUUCAGGCGCAACAGACCCCCCACUGAUGAUGAUGAUGGUGGUGAAGACGAUGGAGAGCAGCAACUGGCUGAGGAGAGUCACAUGACUGAGUAACACGUCUUCGCCUGAAGCACAAUGUCUUACAAAAUGUUUCACUGUUGCUUUAAACGAUCAGCCCUAAAUAAUCGAGCUCAGAGAUCCUCCUGUCAGAAGCCGUCGCUCUCAGAUUAACUAAGCCAAAACUGUACAAAAGAUAUUUACAUUUUGCAUUUAAGAU
Xiphophorus hellerii (green swordtail) is the source of this 3322-nucleotide messenger RNA. RefSeq names its product integrin, alpha 2b (gene itga2b). Gene Ontology annotation, molecular function: integrin binding. Bases 85 to 3159 code for a protein of 1024 amino acids. The record is from RefSeq and is a predicted model, not a curated record. Gene Ontology annotation, cellular component: integrin complex; external side of plasma membrane. Gene Ontology annotation, biological process: cell adhesion mediated by integrin; angiogenesis; cell-matrix adhesion. Lineage: Eukaryota; Metazoa; Chordata; Actinopteri; Cyprinodontiformes; Poeciliidae. The transcript is spliced from 31 exons.